Hylaeus volcanicus is the source of this 1247-nucleotide messenger RNA. RefSeq lists its product as uncharacterized. NCBI's taxonomy places the organism in Eukaryota, Metazoa, Arthropoda, Insecta, Hymenoptera, Colletidae. The coding region runs from base 207 to 905 and encodes 232 amino acids. The record is from RefSeq and is a predicted model, not a curated record. The transcript is spliced from 3 exons.
AGGCUUCAGAAAGCAUCAAGCAUCAGCGUCGUGUGGUAGUGAAAAGUGAGUGAAUCGAGCUGAAGAAAAGAAAUCGUUGUAUCGUAUCGACGCUUCUGAAAAACAGUCGCACGUACAAUUUACGGUGCCGGUAACAACUUUUCCGCAGUAACAAAUAUUAAGUCAUUACUACAAAUCUUUAGUGUAAUCCAAAUCCAGCACGGAAAAUGGAGUGGAGUAAUGAGAUGGCACUCCAACUUAUCGACGCAUACAAAAAAUACCCUCUGUUGUGGAAUACAAAAGAUCCGUAUCACUUUUCUCGCAGCAAGAAGAUGGACGCAUGGGAAUCGAUAGGAGCAAGUUUCGGAAUGCCGGCCGUCCAUGUGAAACAAAAAAUAAGCAGCCUGUUGGGAUCCUUUCGUCGGGAGAAAGCAAAGGGUGCAAGUAGUAUUCGUACGGGAAAAGCUCGCAAAGCCGUAUACAACUCAAAGUGGUUCGCUUUCGAGCGAAUGAGCUUCCUGUUGGACAAGGACAAACCGCGGACAACAGUAGACACGAAUAAGGUGAAGGAAAACUACGACGAAGAAAGCAGCACACAACAGCCGUUACCAGACGUGGAUCCGCUCACCAAUUCAGCCAGCAUUAUGGAAUCGGAUAGCUCCUCCAACCAAUCUCCAACGACUCCAGUUCCUCCGAAGCGUCGUAGGCGUGUUUCCGAGAGGAAGGAUGAUGGCAGAUUGGAGAAGGCAUUUCAAAUUUUAAACACAUCACUCCCGUGGGAGCAGCCGGACGAAUGCGACACAUACGGUAAACAUGUGGCAAACAAAUUGCGGAGUUACAGCAAUCGCACGCGUGUUCGAGUGGAGCACGCGAUUAAUAACAUUUUGUUCGAGGCGGAUAUGGGAAACUAUGAGGCUGCUGCAUAGACGAUAAUUCCGCAGUACUUACAAUUACUUUAGGAAUCACGAAUUGGCAGCUAACCACGCAUCCUUCUUUUAUGCGGACGCGUGGUUAGUUGAAAACUUAUACUUUUAUCAUAAAUAUUGUUAUUUUACUGAUUGUAAAUAUUGUAUAUACAGUUUUUUAUUUUAUAUUUAAUAAACGAAGCCCCCGUUUGUAUAGAAUCAAUUAAUAAAUGAAUAUUUUUAAAUAUGCAUACUUUGUAUGUUCUUUCAAAACUUCAAUAACAUAAUACAAGGAAUAAGAAAGGAUAUUUCGAAAUUCAACCCCUAAAGGGGUAAAAAGGGGUUGCAAUGUUUAUAUAAGGA